UUCUUUCUCUUUUCUCUCUCUUUCUAACGUUUAUCGCCGUUUUUCUAUGCUUAUUAAUUUUUAUUUAAUUAAAUGGCAUUCUAUAUUUAUUCUAGAGAGAUAAUUAUGUAAUAAAAUCUAUCUUUCAAUAAUACUGAUGAAAUUGUCAUUUGGUGCUUUUAUGACGCAUUUAUGGGCAUAACCUGUUAAAACCGAUACAUUCAAGUGAAGAUUGAAGACGACUGUUGGGAACGUGGUCAUAAAAUUUUAUAAUUUUUACUAAUUUUCUGUCGUUGCUAAUUCAUUAUAUAAUUGUCAAGAACGCAGGAUAGCUUAAUUAAAAUAAUUGUUGCUCGAAAUGCCGCCGAAAUGUAAAUUUCAAGAAGGAGAAAAAGUUUUGUGCUUUCAUGGGCCACUGAUUUACGAAGCAAAAUGCUUGAAGUCUUCCAUUACUAAGGAAAAGCAAAUUAAAUAUUUCAUUCAUUAUGCAGGCUGGAAUAAAAACUGGGAUGAAUGGGUUCCGGAAAGCAGAGUGUUGAAAUACAACGAAGCAAAUGUACAAAGACAAAGAGAAGUUCAGAGAGCACAUUCGACUCAACAAUCUGCUCAAAAGAAUAAAAAGGGAAAUACAACAGCUAAAGCACAGGGGAGAAGGAGCGAAGGUGGUAGAGAGAAAGAUACGGACAGUAGAGCGAGCACUCCUGUUUCAACAGCUGACAAAAGUAUAAGUCGUUUUAGUAAGGGUACAAGUAGUACAGUGACAGCUUCGUCCUCUCACGAGUCCACAUCGGAACCUACUCGUAAAAACGGAGGUUUUCGAUUGGAACCAUCUAGUGAAACUGAAGAAUAUCUCACCAAAGUGGAGGUUAAAAUAAAAUUACCUGAAGAAUUAAAGUUUGUGCUAAUAGACGAAUCUGAAGUAAUAUUGAAACACCAUAAGUUACCUGCAUUACCCGUACAAAAUACAGUCGACAAAAUUCUAGAUGAUUAUGUAGAAACAAAAUCAGCUGGAAAAACAAAUGAUACUAGGGAAAGCACAUUGGAAAUAACAAAAGGUAUUCGCGAAUAUUUUAAUAUUACGUUAGGACUUCAAUUGCUAUACAAAUGGGAACGUCCACAAUUUAUACAGAUAACGAAUGACAAUCCGGAAACCUUGCCGAGUCAGUUGUAUGGAGCGUUUCAUUUACUCAGACUAUUCGUGAGACUUGGUGGUAUGCUAUCCUAUACGCCAUUAGAUGAAAGGAGUAUACAAUUGUUACUGUCACAUUUCCAUGACUUCUUGCAAUAUUUGCAAAAGAAUAAUGCCGAACUGUUUAAUCUUCAACAAGAUUAUACAGAUCCACCACCAGAUUAUCAUCGAAAGUAUGGUUAAAUCAUCAAAGUGCGUAAACUUAUUUCGCAAAUUCAUUUAUACUCUUGAAGACAUGUAUUAAUCUUAUGUAGAAUAUUUUAUAUAGAAAUCACGCACAUGUGUAACAAUUAU
Nylanderia fulva is the source of this 1462-nucleotide messenger RNA. The record is from RefSeq and is a predicted model, not a curated record. NCBI's taxonomy places the organism in Eukaryota, Metazoa, Arthropoda, Insecta, Hymenoptera, Formicidae.